AUGGGGGAGACUGCUGACUUGACAGUUGUCCAGAAGACAGUCAUUGACACCCCCCACAAGGAGGUCCAUCAGAGAGAGAUCAAAGCUGCAGGACGUUUGUUCCUCAGAACAGUUCGGUUUUGUCUGUGUUUUCAAACUGCAGAGGGUAACCGCAGUGUCUGUCCUCAGGUAAUCGAUGCCAUCUCCUUGGCGAUAUCCAGCUCCCCGGGCUGCAGCCUGCUGGACGUGGAUGCCGGCGCCUCCACGCACCGGACCGUCUUCACCUUCGUGGGCUCGCCGGACGCCGUCGUGCAGGGAGCGCUGAAUGCCGCCAGGACUGCCUUCAGCCUCAUCGACAUGACCAGACACUCAGGUGAGCACCCCCGCUCCGGAGCGCUGGACGUCUGUCCAUUCAUCCCGGUGCAGAAUGUCUCCAUGGACGACUGCGUUCGCUGCGCUGAGACCUUCGGAGAGAAGCUAGCUGAGAUGCUACAUGUCCCCGUGUAUCUGUACGGACAGGCGGCGAGGAAAGAAACGAGGACAAGUCUGCCGUCAGUCCGAGCUGGAGAGUACGAAGCUCUACCUGAGAAGUUGAAGAGUCCUGAUUGGUCGCCUGACUUUGGCCCUGCCCAGUUCGUGCCGUCAUGGGGCGCCACGGUAACUGGUGCUCGAAAGUUCCUGAUUGCGUUCAACGUGAACCUGAUCGCCACCAAGGAGCAGACUCAUCGCAUCGCCCUCGACCUCCGGGAGCAGGGCCGCGGCAAGGACCAGCCCGGCCGGCUGCAGAAGCUCCAAGCUCUGGGCUGGUUCCUGGAGGAGGAGAACCUGGCUCAGGUGUCCACCAACAUCCUGGACUUUCAGAGGACCCCCCUCCACACUGUUUACCUGGAGGUCUGCAGGGAGGCCCAGGAGCUGCAGCUGCCGGUGGUGGGCUCCCAGCUCGUGGGUCUGAUCCCCCUCAGAGCCGUCAUGGCCACCGCCGACUUCUUCAUCAACAGAGACAAACUGUUCAUCGUCGAGGAGGAGCACAAAGUCCGCCUGGUGAUCAGUAAACUCCGGCCGGACUCUCUCGGUCCGUUCAACCCCAAGGAGAGGAUCAUAGACUACGCCCGGUGGGGGGUCUGUUGUCCGCCGCCAUCCGCUGCUAUGGGCGCGGCGCUGGCCUGCAUGGUGGGUCAGAUGUCGUACGGGAAGCGUCAGUUCGAGAGUCUGGACGGCGUCAUGCGGAGACUCAUUCCCCCGUUUCACAGCGCCGCCGCUGAACUGCUGACCAUGGUGGACCGAGACGCCUCGGCCUUCAGCAGCUACAUGGCGGCGCUGAAGAUGCCGAAGAACUCCGAAGAGGAAAAACUAAAGAGGGCGGCGGCCCUGCAGGGCGGCCUGCAGCAGGCGGUCAGCGUGCCCUUGGCUCUGGCUGACAGGAUCAGCCUGCUCUGGCAGCCUCUGAAGGAGAUGGUCGUCCACGGGAACAUCGCCUGCAAGUCCGACGCUCAGGUGGCAGCUAAGGCUUUAGAGACGGCAGUUUUUGGAGCGUAUUACAACGUCAUCAUCAACCUGAGGGACGUCACCGACCAGGACUUCAAGACCACCACUGAGAAGCGCGCCGUGGCGUUGCUACAGGAAGCCACAGAAAGCGCCGCCGCUGUGUUGCUCGCCGCCGACAAUAGGAAGUGAUGUCACUUCCUGUUCUACAAUCUUACCGGAAAGCUGGGAGUGGAUCUCCUUCAGCUUCCUUUCUAAUUGACUUAAUUACAAAUACUUUUACUCAAAAUAAUGAAGUGAAUCUCAUAAACAGAGGAAUCAGAAGCUUACUAAGAAUAAAGUUCUAAAUCAUGA
Messenger RNA from Eleginops maclovinus (Patagonian blennie), 1815 nucleotides. It is a transcript of the gene ftcd, whose product is annotated as formimidoyltransferase cyclodeaminase. Gene Ontology annotation, molecular function: folic acid binding; transferase activity. The record is from RefSeq and is a predicted model, not a curated record. Bases 1 to 1653 code for a protein of 550 amino acids. Lineage: Eukaryota; Metazoa; Chordata; Actinopteri; Perciformes; Eleginopidae. The transcript is spliced from 14 exons.